GAUAAGAUGAAAGUUUUAUUAAAAACACUCCCCAAAAAAUAUGCACUAAGGGUAGAUGAAGUUUUUCUGAGCCUAGAAAAUCAAGACACUCUCAAAAUUUUAUUACCAAAAUUGCUACAAUUGUUGGCACCCACUUAUACUCCUAUCCAAAAAGAGGUUUAA
Messenger RNA from Racocetra fulgida, 162 nucleotides. Lineage: Eukaryota; Fungi; Glomeromycota; Glomeromycetes; Diversisporales; Gigasporaceae. The record is from the annotation of a GenBank genome assembly.